AUGGUGGGGCUUCUAAUGGAUGAAGAAACAGAACACCCAUCUGUUUCGUUUUCGUAUUCAAACUGGGUUUCUAAUGUCAAGAAAUCGACAAGAGAAGCUUACGAAUCAAAGCCACUUUCACAUUGGAUCCUAUUGAUUCUCAGUGGUGCGUCAAUGCUCACAGCUUUCCCAGCUUCUAGUCUACUCUCUCGUCUUUACUUCUCCAAUGGUGGCAAAAGCAAAUGGAUCAUCUCUUGGGUUUGUGUCGCUGGAUGGCCAAUCACUUGUCUCAUCCUACUUCCCACAUACAUCUUUCGAAAGAUCAAACCAACACCUCUCAGCACAAAGCUUGUUCUUUCUUACAUCAUCCUCGGUUUCUUGAGCGCUGCAGAUAACCUUAUGUACGCUUACGCCUACGCAUACCUCCCUGCAUCGACUUCUUCGCUUCUUGCAUCAUCCUCGCUUGCGUUCUCCGCUUUGUUCGGCUAUCUCAUCGUGAAAAACCCGCUUAACCCUUCGGUUAUCAACUCCAUUGUGGUUAUAACCGGUGCUAUGGCUAUAAUAGCUCUGGAUUCGAGCUCUGAUCGGUACGAUUAUGUAAGCAACCGCCAAUACUUUGCAGGUUUCUUCUGGGACAUAAUGGGAUCAGCGCUUCACGGGCUCAUUUUCGCGUUAUCCGAGCUUCUCUUUGUGAAACUACUCGGAAGAAGGUUCUUCCACGUCGCUUUGGAGCAGCAAGUCAUGGUUUCUCUAGUAGCGUUUGCGUUUACCACUCUUGGGAUGGUUGUGAGCAAAGACUUCCAAGGGAUGGCUCAAGAAGCUAAGAGCUUCAAAGGCGGAGAGUCUCUGUACACUCAGGUUCUUGUUUGGAGCGCGGUCACGUUUCAGCUCGGCGUUCUUGGAGCGACCGCUGUCUUGUUUCUUGCGUCCACGGUAAUGGCGGGAGUGCUUAACGCCGUGAGAGUGCCAAUCACGAGCGUAGCUGCUGUUAUAUUGCUUCAUGAUCCGAUGAGCGGUUUCAAGAUUCUGUCUUUACUCUUGACUUUCUGGGGAUUCAGCUCUUACAUCUACGGAAACUCAAGCUGGAACUCAAGUACUCAAGCUUCUUCCUAAUUUGCAGCUUGUUGCUCUCUUUCUAUUACUUUGAAGUAUAGAAACUGUAACUCAUUGUUUCUUAAUUGUGAUCAAGAUUCAUGUGAUUAUCUGAAUUACAUUCCAGCUAAAGCUGGAACAAGUUAUAUAUAAAUGAAGCAAGAACAUAAGAGAUUGGAUGUGAAAGAGAACAAGCUCAUAUAUACAACAAUCCAUACAUCAUAAGGAACUUGGGAGCAAGCAAAACAGUAAAAAGAAGGUCAAGAAAUAAAAACUUUCGAGAUGUUUGCAGAGAGAUUCAGAAUGUGAUUCUGUUUUCAUUGAUUAUGUUUAGGUUCGAUAUCUUUAAGAAGACCCACGACUUGCUGCAUACUUGGCCGCUUUGAAGGAAGAUCAGCAGUACAAAGGUAUCCAAUCUUGAGAGCUUCUUCCAUCUGAUCUUCUGAGCCUGUCUCUUGGAUUUUGGGAUCAAUAGCUUUUGAUCCUUGGUUCUUCCUAACCAAACUUCGAACCCAACUCACCAAGUCUGUAUCUUUCUCAUCAAGAUACUCAUCUUCAACAGGCUUUUUCCCUGUGAUCAGCUCAAACAGAACCACUCCAAAGCAAUAGACAUCAGACUUCGGUGUCGGCAUCUCGUGUUCGGUUUGCAAGAACUCGGGAGGGAGAUAACCGGGUGAGCCGUUGGUGAUCUCAUCGUCUAGUCCACUUCCAAAGACUUUAGCUAAACCGAAAUCGGAUAAUCUUGGCUCCAAAUUCUGGUCAAGAUACACACUACUAGCUUUCACAUCCCUAUGGAUCAUUGGCGGUGAACAACCGUGGUGAAGAAAGGCCAAUGCUCGGGCGGUUCCAAGUGCUAUCAUGUGCCUAAACCGCCAUGUCGCCACGGGACCCUCAUGCCCUAUGUUUUGGAUUCCAUUGUCAUCUUCUUCUUCCCAUGUAUCAGUGCUCCAAUCAUCUGUUGUCUGAACGCCAAACGGUAGAUCGUGAAGCAGGUUUUGCAAGUUACCAUUCUCCAUGUACUCGUAAAUAGCGAUUCUUUGAUCACCGGCUAUGCAAUAUCCGAUUAAAGGAACAAGAUUCGGGUGCUUGAUUCUUCCAAGAAACUCGAGCUCUCUCGCUGCUUCUUGGUCACUAAGAGUUGAGCCGUGGACCAAAACUUUGACAGCUACGUGAAUCCCACCGGGGAGGAAACCUCUGUAAACAGGACCGAACUUACCGUCCGCUAAGAGAGUGUCUCUGUCGAAAUUCGAAGUUGCGGACAAGAGAUCAGAGAACGUGAUGUUCAACAAUGGCUUCUCAAAGAUAACCACUGGAACAGCAUUUGCCUGCUUGACAUCAGCAACCCAUGUAGUGGAAUCUGUUUGGAAAGAGAAUGGACCUGAAAUGCUUUGUUCCUCCUUGAACGAGACAUCUUUGGCUUCGCCGGAUUUUGGUUUCUUUCUGCGGCCAAAUGCUACAAAGACCAGUGCUGCUAUGAGCAAGAACAUAGCGGAAAGCGUCACUGCCAAAGCCAGCUUGAGUACUCCAGUGGCUGAUCGUCUUCUCUUGAAGAGCGUCGGGUUUGCAGCGAUAGGGCAGCUGCUUGUAGAGCCAAAGAAGGAUCUGAUCAGAGUUUCCGGUGAGAAUUUUCCGGUACACAGUGUUAAGUUGUUGAAAGAGAAGUUGAAUCUCUCCAUCCAAGGGAGCUUCUCAAGGAUAGAGAUUGGUAUCUCUCCAGUCAAAUUGUUCCUCGAAACAUCGAUAGCCACGAGGUUCUUGAUGCUCAAGAUCGGUAUAUGUCCUGAUAGAUGGUUUCGAGAGACAUCUAGUGUGCUCAAAUCACUCAGCUCUGAGCUCUCUUCAGGUAUGUGACCAGAAAGGUUUGUGUUUGACAAGUUAAGAUACUCUAAACCAGAAAGCAUCUCGAUCCUCGGAAACACCCCUCUGUUGAAUCUAUUGCAAGCAAGAUUCAAGUGCUUAAGCUUCUUUAGCAGUGUCAGAUUCUUGAAGAUAUCUCCACUUAGCUCAUUCUCAGACAAGUCAAGGUAUAUCAAACUAAACCAGUUGGAGUCUACCUGAGAGAUAUGACCUUGAAACCGGUUUCUGCUGAGAUCAGCCACCUCAAGACACUCCUUGAAUAAACUUGUUGCAGAACCUUCAAACUGAUUCCCUGAAAUGUUGAGAGAAGUGAUGGAUCUCAUAUCAGCAAAAUCUGUGUCCCUGCCAUGAAUCUUGUUUCCUGCAAGGUUCAAAGUUUUGAGCUUUGGAAAUGCAGAGCCAAACCCAUCAGGUAGAGACCCUUCAAGCCUGUUAGAGGAGAGAUCAAUGGAAACCAGAGAUUGACAACCGAGAAGUCCUCUUGGUAUUGACAUCUGAAACCCAUUGUGAUCAAGGUUCAAGACUCUCAAGCUAACAAGAGAAUCCACAGCUUCAGGGAUUUGACCAGAGAAAUUGUUGUGAGAGAUGUCAAGGGACUCAAGCUGCCCAAAGUUUCCAACAUUGCUAGGGAAAGACCCAGAGAUCUGGUUGAAGGAGAGGUUGAGACUCUUCAAAGUGUUCAAACUCCAGAAAUCAGAUGGCAAAGCAGAGAUUUUGUUGUUGCUGAGAUCCAAAGAUUGGAGCUUGCUGAGUUUACCAAUGGUUGUGUCAGGGAUUGGACCAGAUAAACCCAUUCCAGAAGCAAUUAACACAAUCACAUGCUCGUUCUGAGAAUCACAGAACAAGCCUUGCCAUGAACAGAAGGGAGCAGAGAAGUUGUAAGCUUGAGAAGAGCUUAAACCCAUUUGUUUGAAGAAAUCAGAGACAAAGAAACCAUCUGUGUUUGGUUCUUGGCAAGAAAAUUGCUUCAAGAACAGAGGAAGAAUCAGUGCAUAACCCCAGAAACCAAGACCCAUUGAAGAAAUCUCUUUAAGCGCUAAACAACAAAAAUCUCUCCCCACAGAAAAGUUUAUUAGAAAGCAAAAUCUCACUAAAGCUACUUUAGGGUCUUCAUGCAAAAACCCAGAAAGCUCAAGCAGUUGAAGACAAGAGAUCUGAAGAUAGAAAAAAAGUGUUUAUUUUCACUCUGUGGUGCUUCUCAAGUACACGAGAAACCAAAAGGACAUAAAAUCAAGAAAAAGGAGCAUUUUUGUCACUGCAUAACAUCAUGGAAGUAAACAUUGAGUAGAUUAUUAUAUAAUAUUAAGCUUCGUCUACCUCUGACUAUGACAAGACUACUUAUUUUAAUUGGAAAAUUCUGAAAUGCCAAAGAGAGAGAGAGAGAUAGAGAAAAGAAGACAGUUGAAGCUUUUUCAUAAAUGAGAAUUCAUUCUCUAAGAUUUCAGAAACAGUAUCAUUGGUUUCUUUUUCUAGUUGAAAAAGUAAUUGAUUCUUCUCACUGAAAACCCGUUUUCUUUCUUUUGGGUAAAAUCUUUUUUUUAUUUUACUUUUCUUUUUCUUUUUCUCUCUCUAGCUAAAAACUUUUUAUUUUUAUUUUAAUAUUUAUAAAUCAUGAAGAAAA
Messenger RNA from Thlaspi arvense, 4549 nucleotides. NCBI's taxonomy places the organism in Eukaryota, Viridiplantae, Streptophyta, Magnoliopsida, Brassicales, Brassicaceae. The record is from the annotation of a GenBank genome assembly.